Messenger RNA from Plasmopara halstedii, 321 nucleotides. Its product is annotated as ribosomal protein l28. Gene Ontology annotation, cellular component: ribosome; cytosolic large ribosomal subunit. Gene Ontology annotation, molecular function: structural constituent of ribosome. The record is from RefSeq and is a predicted model, not a curated record. Gene Ontology annotation, biological process: translation. NCBI's taxonomy places the organism in Eukaryota, Oomycota, Peronosporomycetes, Peronosporales, Peronosporaceae. The coding region runs from base 1 to 321 and encodes 106 amino acids. The transcript is spliced from 2 exons.
AUGAACCGUAAUUGCCGCAAGUACUCGGGUUUGGCAUCUACCAAGGCUGUCGAUAUCUCACUGGCUGAUACGAAAGUGACGCUGACUACGAAAAUUAAAAAGGCCUACAAGAAGCCUAUUAAGGCUGAGAACGUCAUGCUGCUCCGUAAGGGUGCUCGCGGUGGUGCAAACACCAUUCGCGCUAACAUUUCACGCAACUACUAUCGCCGCGAUUUGAAGAAGGCUGCUCUAGCCAAGUGGUCGCGUUUGUCUACGAUCGCAAAGGUCGAGAAGGGUAUUCUCCAGAAAAAAGUUAUUCGCAGCCGUCGCGUCAAGGCUUAA